AUCAUUCAAUUCUAAAACUCAAAACUUCAAAAUCCCUUCCUCUCUCUCUAAUUAAUUCCUCAAUUCAAUCCCCAUCAUUAAUUUUCAAGGAAGCAGAAACGCAGAGAAAAAUGAGGGGAAAGCCAAUGAAUGGUAAACUCACCUUGGUCCUAUGCUUUGCAAGCUUUCUUGCAGGAUCACUCUUCACUGGGCGCAACAGAAUUCAAACCAAAGAUCCUCAGUUUCUUAACCAUUUUGAAAAUCUUGAAGCAGCCACUCCAGAUUGUGAUCAUAAACGAAAAUUAGUGGAAUCGAAUGACCAGGAUAUUAUGGUGGAAGUUACAAAAACACAUCAAGCACUUCAAUCUCUGGAGAAAACGUUCGGAAAUUGGGAGAUGGAAAUGGCGUUAUCUCGAACGAACGGGAGAAAUCCGAGGCCGCUUCCGCCGGAGAAGGCGUUUGUGGUGAUCGGAAUCAAUACGGCCUUCAGUAGCAAGAAACGCCGAGAUUCGAUUCGAGAAACGUGGAUGCCUCGAGGAGAAUCUUUGAAGAAAUUGGAGAAAGAGAAGGGGAUUGUAGUCCGAUUCGUCAUAGGAAAGAGUGGAAGGCCAGGUGGAGCAUUAGAUAGAGCCAUAGAUGAGGAGGAAGAGGAACAUGGUGACUUUCUGCGGCUGAGGCAUGUGGAAGAUUAUCAUCAAUUGUCGACGAAGACACGGCUGUACUUCACGACGGCGGCGGCUCUGUGGGCGGCAGAGUUCUACGUGAAGGUUGACGACGAUGUUCAUGUCAAUUUGGGGGCAUUGGUGACAGCUUUAGAACGACAUCGGUCCAAGCCCAGGAUUUACAUGGGCUGCAUGAAGUCAGGCCCAGUUCUCUCUCAAAAGGGAUUGAAGUAUCAUGAGCCAGAGCAUUGGAAAUUUGGUGAAGAAGGGAAUGAGUAUUUUAGGCAUGCCACUGGCCAAAUCUAUGCCAUUUCUAAAGACCUUGCUGCCUACAUUUCACUUAAUUAUCCUAUAUUACAUCGAUAUGCGAACGAAGACGUGUCAUUGGGAGCUUGGUUGAUUGGCUUAGAAGUCGAACACAUCGAUGAUCGUUCCAUGUGCUGUGGAACACCCCCAGAUUGCGAGGCAAAAUCAAAUGGAGGGAAUGUAUGUGUGGCAACGUUUGAUUGGUCGUGCAGUGGGAUUUGUGAAUCUGUGGAGAGAAUGAAGGAAGUUCAUAAGUUAUGUGGAGAAGGUAACGAAGCUAUUUGGAACGUUGCUGUUUAAUGCCAUUUGUAUCAAAGCUGAGGGAUUGUUGAGUAAAAAUAAAACAAGGAAGAAAGAGUCUCCAAUUCAUAAGUGAAAAACUUACCUUUUGCUUU
Molecule: messenger RNA, 1342 nt
Organism: Cucumis melo (muskmelon)
Lineage: Eukaryota; Viridiplantae; Streptophyta; Magnoliopsida; Cucurbitales; Cucurbitaceae
Product: probable beta-1,3-galactosyltransferase 8
Exons: 9
Coding region: 111-1247 (378 amino acids)
Cellular component (GO): Golgi membrane
Molecular function (GO): hexosyltransferase activity
Source: RefSeq, a predicted model, not a curated record